CGGAACUCAAGAUGGCUGCGCUCCUAUUGAGACAUGUUGGCCGUCAUUGCCUCCGUGCCCACCUUAGUCCUCGGCUCUCUAUCAGAAAUGCUGUUCCUUUGGGAACCACAGCCAAGGAAGAGAUGGAGAGGUUCUGGAAUAAGAACACUGAUUUAAACCGUCCUCUGUCUCCUCAUAUCACUAUCUACAGUUGGUCUCUUCCCAUGGCGAUGUCCAUUUGCCACCGUGGUACUGGUGUGGCCUUGAGUGCAGGGGUCUCUCUCUUUGGCUUGUCGGCCCUGUUGAUCCCUGGGAACUUUGAGUCUCACUUGGAACUUGUGAAGUCCCUGUGUCUGGGGCCAUCACUGAUCUACACAGCCAAGUUUGCACUUGUCUUCCCUCUCAUGUAUCACACCUGGAAUGGGAUCCGACACUUGAUGUGGGACCUAGGGAAAGGCCUGAAGAUUCCCCAGCUGGACCAGUCUGGAGUGGCUGUCUUGGUUCUUACUGUGUUGUCCUCUGUAGGGCUGGCAGCCAUGUGAAGAGCUGAAGUUCCCAGCAUUGUCUUCCCAUAAAUGAAUCACUGACCUAUCUUCCUGUUUGUCACUCUCUUCUCCAGCCAAGACAAAGUUCUCCCGAUUUAUUUAGACCCUUUUGUGCUUGCACAUCCCCUCGGAGCUUAGCAACAGUAGAGUACCUCCUAGAACCCGAGCAGUGGAAGAGGGUCCGGUUUCCUCCCUUGUUUCUAAAGAUAGAAUGACUCAAAACUUCCCUUUUCCUGCCCCCAGCUUGCAGCCUUCUCUGGGCCUGGAAGCCCUCAUUCUCUCUCCAUAUUGGGCCUUGAUUUGUGCUGACGGUCAGCUUUUGGCUCCUUCUUCCCGAGACAGUGGAAACAGUGGAGGCUCUGUGGCCUCUGCUGUGGGGCUUUGGGUGCCAUUGCCUGUGGGUUGCUAGCUUAAAGGACAGUUGUGUUCAUUGGUCAGAGCCCAGGGUCUUCAGCACCCACACAGUAUGACUGAAAGAAGAGGGAUGGGGGUGGAGGGGAAUUAGCCUGUCCCAGCUAGCUGGAGAUAAAGAGGGUCAGUUGACUCUUAAAGCAGGUGCUUUGGGGAGAAGAUAUAUAGCUUUUAAUGCAAAAGGAAGAUCCAGAAGAUUACAAUGAACCUAUUAAGGGUUCCCCCCCCCCCCCCCCGCCUGCAUUUCUGGAAAAACAAGCCUCUUUUCUAAUCCAAAUUCAUGUGACAUCUGUUUCUGAAACUGAAUUAAAAUACUCAUUUUGUCUUUGACUCUCC
This is a messenger RNA of Neomonachus schauinslandi (Hawaiian monk seal), 1271 nucleotides long. RefSeq names its product succinate dehydrogenase complex subunit C (gene SDHC). Gene Ontology annotation, molecular function: succinate dehydrogenase activity; electron transfer activity. The record is from RefSeq and is a predicted model, not a curated record. The transcript has 6 exons. Bases 12 to 521 code for a protein of 169 amino acids. Lineage: Eukaryota; Metazoa; Chordata; Mammalia; Carnivora; Phocidae. Gene Ontology annotation, cellular component: membrane. Gene Ontology annotation, biological process: tricarboxylic acid cycle; mitochondrial electron transport, succinate to ubiquinone.